AGGAAUAUAAUAAGGUCCACCUCAGAGCCGCUAGUAUUAGUUAUUUUUUUAUUUUAUUUGUUAGUUCGUAACUAAAAUAAAAUAAAGAUUAUUUUAGAAAACUCUCAUCUUCACUGGAACUUUCUGAAAGUAAAUAAAAGCACGACUCAGAAAAUGGACAGAGAAGUGAGACAAAUGAAGACUGACAAUAUCUAUGAAAAUGCUGAUGCUAUAAGAGGUGAAAUCACAGAAGACACAGGACACUUGAGAACAACGAGACUACAGCCACCUGAACUUACAGGAAGUGAUUAUGUGAGGAUUAGACACUACAGAGCAGCUGCAGUGUGUUUGGUGCUGCUGUGUGUUCUUCUGCUGACUGCAGCCAUUGUGCGGUGUGUCACAAUCACUCAAGAGAGAAAGCAGCUCAUUCAAGAGAGAGACCAGCUACUAAUCAAGAUUACCAACUUCACAGAAGAGAGAGACCAGGUUCUGACCAAGAUUACCAAUAUCACAGAAGAGAAAGGCCAGCUACUAACCAAGAUUAUCAACCUCACAGAAGAGAAAGACCAGCUACUAACUAACAAUACUAACCUUACAAAAGAAAGAGACCAGCUACUAACCAAGAUUAUCAACCUCACAGAAGAGAAAGACCAGCUACUAACCAAGAUUGCCAACCUCACAAGAGAGAAAUAUCAGCUACUAUCCAAGAUUACCAACCAAACAGAAGAGAGAAUCCAGCUGAUAAUUGAACUUCUGAGUGAUGGAUGGAUUUACUAUCAAUCAAGUCUUUACUUCAUUUCUUCUGAGGAGAAGAACUGGGCUGAGAGCAGAAGAUACUGUACAGAGAGAGGAGCAGAUCUGAUCAUCAUAAACAACAGAGAGGAACACGAGUUUGUUAAAAAGAUGUCUGAUGGUACUGGAGUCUGGAUUGGUCUGACUGACAGUGAUGUGGAGGGCAGAUGGAAAUGGGUUGAUGGCGCCAACAUGACCUCUGGGUUCUGGGCGACUGGAGAACCAAAUGGAUAUAAAAAAGAGAACUGUGCUGUGUUAUAUUCAUCAGGGUGGUAUGAUUAUCGCUGUAAUGAUGCUUUUAAAUGUAUCUGUGUGAAAAAUACUUAAAAACAGAAAAAGAAAAGAAAGAAAGAAAAAGAAAAAAAAGAGCAAUUAAAUAUAUUUGUGAAGUGUGUUGUAACUGAGUCAAGUUUCUUAAUAUUCUCACCAUAGAUGUAAAUAAUGGCAGUAACUACUGUAUCGGGUCAGUGGGUAAAGUACACGAGGACAUCUUAUCACAAUAAAUACAUUAUUUACACUCUGACCAGGAAUAUGGUCCAGCUCUGCAUGAUUUUAUCUCUUGGUGAAACAGUAUGAAAUUAGACUUAAAUGUCUCAAAAACUAAAGAGAUGGUUAUCAAUUUUAGCAGGAAAACACUUGCACUUGUGAUUAUUAAUGGUACACAGGUCAUUAGAAUAAAUGAAAAUUUCCAGGCAGGUGUGUUGGAGCUAAACUCUACAUGAAGAGGAAUAAACACCUAUAAACUAUUGCCAGUUCUUGACCCUAUGUAGACCUUAAUCUGUUUAAAUAUCACAAAAUAUCCAUGUCAGUCACUUUCUCAAACACAAGGUGUAGUUUUUUUGUG
Molecule: messenger RNA, 1615 nt
Organism: Ctenopharyngodon idella (grass carp)
Lineage: Eukaryota; Metazoa; Chordata; Actinopteri; Cypriniformes; Xenocyprididae
Product: CD209 antigen-like protein C
Exons: 5
Coding region: 154-1098 (314 amino acids)
Molecular function (GO): signaling receptor activity
Source: RefSeq, a predicted model, not a curated record